This is a messenger RNA of Botrytis porri, 1359 nucleotides long. RefSeq lists its product as uncharacterized. The record is from RefSeq and is a predicted model, not a curated record. Lineage: Eukaryota; Fungi; Ascomycota; Leotiomycetes; Helotiales; Sclerotiniaceae. Gene Ontology annotation, molecular function: DNA binding. Bases 1 to 1359 code for a protein of 452 amino acids. Gene Ontology annotation, cellular component: nucleus. The transcript has a single exon.
AUGACAAAGCCUUAUACUGAAGAUGAUAUUGCUACAGCACUUUUUGCGAUUGCAGGAGGCAUGUCUAUGCGUAAGGCUUGCUCAGAAUAUGGUAUUCCCCGCAUUACUUUACACAACCGUAUAAAUGGCCACCUUUCACAUAAAAAAGGUGCACAAACCCUACAGAAGAUAGCUACUGUGCAGGAGAGAGCUCUGGCAGAUUGGAUUUUAGUACAGGAAGCCCUAGGAACUAGCCCUACCCAUCGUCAAAUGCGAGAAUUAGGAGAGUCCAUUCUCAACCUCGAAGGAGGUGAUUUAUCUCUUGGCAAGCGAUGGAUACAUGGUGUUUUGAAAAGAAACCCAGAGAUUAAGACUAAAAGGCAAUAUAAAAUCGAUAAUGCCCGUAUCAAUGGUGCAACUACCGAAAUUAUAAGCAAGUUCUUCGAAAAGUUGGAUUUACCAGCAAUUAAGCAUAUUAAGCCCGAAAACAGAUGGAAUAUGGAUGAAGCUGGUAUAAUGGAAGGCCAGGGUCUCAAUGGUAUGGUUCUUAGGAGUUCAAAGCGACGCUUUAUUCAAAAAAAGCAACCCGGUUCAAGAACAUGGACCUCUUUUAUUGAGUGUAUCUCAGCUACAGGGAAAGCACUUUUACCUUUAGUUAUAUUCAAAGGUAAAACACUUCAACAGCAGUGGUUUCCUAUUAAACUUGAUAUCUAUAAAGGGUGGGAGUUCACUGCUACAGAUAAUGGGUGGACUACAGAUUCUACAGGUUUGGAAUGGCUAAAAGAGGUGUUUAUACCACAAUCAGCACCAACUCGACCGGAAGAGGCAAGACUCCUUGUUUUGGAUGGGCACGGAAGUCAUGAAACCACUCAAUUCAUGCUUGAAUGCUUCAAGAAUAAUAUACACCUCUUAUUUCUACCACCUCAUACAUCACAUAUACUACAACCUCUUGAUUUAUCAAUAUUCUCACCUCUAAAAAAAGAAUAUCGAUACCACCUCAAUACUCUAGAUUCAUUGACGGAUUCAACUCCCAUUGGCAAAAGAAACUUUCUUGCCUGCUAUCAGAAAGCUAGAUUAAAAGCUUUAACACUUCGAAAUAUCACUUCUGGGUGGAAGGCUUCAGGUUUAUGGCCUCAAAACUGCGCUAAACCUCUUUUGUCCAGAUUAUUGCUCGAAAACAGUAAUCAAGAGGUUGUAUAUCAAAAUCCUGUUUCAUACAAUGAUACUGAGCUUCAAUGGAAUAUACAUUCAUCUUUUAUUGCAUGGAAAACCCCUCAAAAAGGAAGUGAUAUUCGAAGAUAUGCCGAUAUAAGUCAACUACCCCACUUUCCGACCACCCCCUCUUUUCGACCACCUCAAAAACCACACCGCUUUGAGUAA